Molecule: messenger RNA, 1551 nt
Organism: Cucumis sativus (cucumber)
Lineage: Eukaryota; Viridiplantae; Streptophyta; Magnoliopsida; Cucurbitales; Cucurbitaceae
Product: germin-like protein subfamily T member 2
Exons: 1
Coding region: 652-1317 (221 amino acids)
Cellular component (GO): cell wall
Molecular function (GO): manganese ion binding
Source: RefSeq, a predicted model, not a curated record
ACAUGUAGUUAUGUCAGCAAGUUUGGAUAUUGUCAACUACUAAUUUAAAACCCCUAGAUGACUCUUCCUAUGACGUUUCUUAACAGAAUCAACUCUCUUUGUAAUCUCUAUUGUUUAUCUAAUGACCUUUUCAUUUCAUUAAGAGUGGUUGGGCUCUUGGAUUAUAAAAAAGGGAAGGGAAGAAAAUUGCUUUAUUUUUUUUAGAGAAAAUUGGACAAGGAGAAGUAAAAAAUUUAGGAUUUAACCAAGUCAAUGCUUCAAGGUUCUUGAAUAUGAGACUGAAUCAACCUCCCCCACCUACUUCUUUAAGAUUUAGUUUCUUUCUCCAAAAAAUAUAUAUGAAAGACUUCCCUUUAUGUCGCUUUACCGUUGCUGAAACCUAACUAACCUCACCGUUUUUCUGGAUUAAAGACUUUGUAAUCUUAGUUUUAAGCUUUUAUUAUUUGUAAGGUCAGCAUAGGAAGGCUCCUCAACAGAUUAGUAUGUUCAUAUCAUAUUAAUUUAUCUUUUUAUGUGUUGAUUGAGAAUAAAUAUUUGAAGAAGGCAACUGAUCCAUGAAAAGUAUUUAAGAGGGUUCUGUUAGGAUCUUAACUACUUCCAUAAGCAAGCUUGAGCUUAACUAUCUGUCUGAGACUAAACUGCUUGGUUAUCAUGAUUGCUUUGAGAAGCUCACUUUUAAACAUGCUUGUUUGCUUCAUUAUAUUGUUGCUUCUUCCUUAUCCUUCUUUGUCAGCCGACCCCGACCCGUUGCAGGACUUCUGUGUUGCAGAUUUAAAUGCUACUGUUUCCCUUAAUGGCUUCCCUUGCAAGCCAGCUUCAGAAGUUACUGCUGAUGAUUUCUUCUUUGAUGGAUUGAGCAAAGAAGGCAACACAGACAAUCCUUUUGGUUUUGGGGUCACACAAGGAAAUGUUCUUACAUUUCCAGGACUCAAUACACUUGGGCUAUCCAUGAACCGUGUUGACCUUGCUCGGGGAGGAAUAAACGCACCUCACUCACAUCCCCGUGCCACUGAAAGUAUCGUUGUUAUUAAAGGGAAGGUUCUUGUUGGUUUUGUGUCAACGAGUAGUGUGUACUACUAUAAGGUUUUGACUGUUGGACAGAUGUUCGUUGUUCCCAGAGGACUUGUUCAUUUCCAAUAUAAUGUUGGGCAUGGGAAAGCAACUCUGAUCACAGCUUUCAACAGUCAGUUGCCGGGGGCUGUGGUCGUGUCCCGAACUUUGUUCGCUUCAAAUCCUCCCCUCCCUGUCGAAAUUCUAACCAAGGCCUUCCAAGUCGAUGCUAGUGUUAUCAACAGCAUAAAGUCCAAAUUUGCUUAAUUUCACUCAGUUUGUCAAAUUUACUGAAUAUUGAUACUUUUCUGCACAAUAAUUUCAUUCAUAGUCUUGAAUAUGAAUGAAUUAGCCUUACGGAUUGGAAGGUAGAGUCAUGUGAGAAUCUUUUGUAUUAUUCAUCUGUUCUUGAUACUUGCACAUCUGUUGUUCAGUGAAAUGUCAGUAUAAUAGAAUAACGUAUUAAAUUAAAUAAACAAACAAACCACUUUAUUUAUUUAA